Aspergillus calidoustus is the source of this 3380-nucleotide messenger RNA. Lineage: Eukaryota; Fungi; Ascomycota; Eurotiomycetes; Eurotiales; Aspergillaceae. The record is from the annotation of a GenBank genome assembly.
CUCCAUUUCAUAACAACAGAAUGUCAUGGGCUCCAACCUUCCCAGCUGAAAUUAUCCUGAUAGUGGUCUCCUGACAAAGGCCGAAAGACUCAUUGAGCCAGCGCGAUGCCCGUGCGGCCAACCAAGGAAAGCGGUCUGACCACGGUGGCCUGUGUCGAGUGCAGGAAGCAGCACCUCAAGUGCGAUGCUAAGCGCCCGUCCUGCUCUCGCUGUCUCCAGAAUGGCCUUCACUGCGAAUACAUCGCUUCACGUCGGGGUGGGCGUCGUAUAUCUCGUCAUAAGCAGAAGCUAAGUGCCGCUUCAUCAUCACCAGUGUAUCAGCAGAGUUUGCCGGGCAUGACUCUCAACCAUACCCAAUCUGUUUUGCAGAGUGUUACUCCCGACUUGUCUGGACAGGCGAAUCGUCACAUUCCCACUCCGCCAAGUACUUCAUUCUCUCAACAACUGACCGGUAACGAUCUCUCCAAUGCUGGUAGUGAUGAAGCUUCGUGGCUAGGGAUACUUCCCACGAAUGACUACGCCUCCGGUGUUAGUUUGAGCAAAGCAAGCGUUGAAGAUGACAAUCGUCUGCUUCGGUUAUACUACGAAAACUUCCAUGCCGCUCAUCCGAUUCUUGCCCCGAGCGGAAUGUACAACGACCAAAACUAUCCACCCUACCUACAGGCUGUGGUUUACUUUGUCGGAUCUCAAUACACAUCGUCCGGUCGGUCAAACGAAUACAAGAAUAGGGUUGUCGACCUGCUGGCAUCCCAUACAGAGCACUCACCAGCGGCAGUCCAGGCUUGGCUCAUAUACGCCAUCGUGUUAAACGCCCGAAGGGAAACAGACGAAGCUAAAGCUGCACUGACCCGCAGCAUCGACCUGGCUCUGGAGCUAGGGAUGAACCGUGCUGGAUACGCCUCGUCUGCCUAUGCAGAAUGCUCGCUCCAAGCCGAAAGCUUACGCCGGACGUGGUGGGAGCUUUAUAUCACCGAGAUUCACAUGGCCAUCUCACUCAACUCGUGUACCAACCGCUGCUGUGCUUCCCAUCUGGAGGUGCCUCUUCCCUGCGAGGAAUCCAUCUACAAUGCGGGUAAGGGCAUUCCCAGACCGAGCACGAUGCUUGACUUUCGACGGCGCAUUCUCGCUGCUGAAGAUCCGAUAUUUUCCUCGUUCAGCUACCGGAUUGAAGCUACGGCGAUUUUGUCUCGAGUGACCAUGUUGAAUCGCAUCCCUGACUGCCAUCGCGACCACGUCCAAGCUGCCGAAAACGCUCUCGUGAGCUGGACAAACCAUCUCCCAGCAACGAAACUCGACAUCGUCGACGCAUACGGAACCGUCGACGAGAUGAUAUUCCAAGCUCAUCUGACAAUCGGCUACGCGGCGAUGCUCCUCCACCUACCACGGAGCGAUCUACAUCCAGUCCUAGCACAGCCUGAAAAGAGCCAGUUCUGGCCGGGGGCAUCAUGCCAUCAGCAGCUCUCAUCUACGUCAACCCGACUGGUCCACAGCAUAAAAGCAACCGAGGCCUCGCGCCAGGUCUCCGACUCCAUCUCGAUCUGCCCCAAUAUCCUCAAACAUAGCCCCUUUAUCCUUCCCGCGCUCUCACUUUGCGGCCUCAUCCAACUCGCUACGUCCACAGUCCACUCGGACGAAUGCUUCGAUCACCAUUGCAACCGCGUCAAUCUCAUCCUCGGCUGCCUUAAGAGUGCCCGACGGACCUGGGAACUAGCCGAGUCGACAUAUCAAAGCUUACGAUCUUCUGCAGCGGAUCUGAUGUCGGCUUCACUGGAGCGGUGUCAGUGGAACGCAGCACCUGUAAAUCAACAAACCGUUCCGAGCGAGUCUACCACCGCGGACCCAACCCGGUCCAGCUCGGUAGCGUUGGAUGGACAGGAUCCCAUGAUGACAUGUCUGCCGCCCAACUUCUUCGACCGUGCUUGCUUUAAUGCUUCCAUUUUUACGGCGGUUCCGGAUCUCGAUAUGAUAUAGGGAUCUUUGGUUCUAUCUUCCAGCGCAUGUCCCGCGCUAUCUUGCUGUGCUUGCGUGAUGCACCGCUCCUUGUACCUAUACCAUUCUAUCAGAGCAAGUUGGAAGGGUCAUACCUGUCGAGCAGAGCAGAAGGCGCUCCACAUCUAUUCUCAUCGCGAAGAAUCCAAGUGCUGCUCCUCAACGACUUUAGAACAUGCGCUUUCGCCACGCUAAAAAGCAAUCUUGUCAUCUACGGGCUUAAGCUCUCGCGGACUGAAGCGGGCCCCAAUCUAGCCUUCAACCUACACCCAUCGGGGCGCCUGUUAUGCGUGGACAGGUACGUACUGGGACUGUAGCGGCAGUAUUUCAGAACGGUGUGCUGUCCAUAUAGCCCAUCGGGCAAUGACUGACAAACGCCCUUGGAGCCUGACUCAGAAUAAGCUCCUGUAUUGCCCCUCUAGGCCUCUUCUCAACCGAGAAAUGCUGGCUAGCAGGCUACCUAGGUAGCGUGCUGGGAAAGUAGCUCUCCAGCUCGGAAGUCUUGGGAUAAUACGGGUACACUAUGCAAGACCCCAGGGUAAUCAAUCCCCUCUGCCGAGAUCAGACGGACCGAAUUCAACUGAGGGGUGCAGCCAUGCAACACCUUGAGCGGGGUCCUACCGCGCCCUCUUGUUCUCACCACUAUGGGAGCGUGUAAUACUUGCGAUCGUUUUGGCUUCUAGGUUAUCAUACUGUCAAACAAGGCGCGACGGACCGCCAACAACCCCCCUAAGAACCUCGCUCCGAUUCGAUCCCUCUUGUAUUCAUCUACUCUCCUUUUACAAUUCGAGUCGAGGAUUCCGUACUUUCAGGACUUUUAUAUUAUCAAUGCAAUGACCAACAUCCUCCGGAGGUGAAUAUGAGCGAAUAUGGCACUGGUCAGGUCUUGCACGUUAUCAGCUCCGCUGUCAUUAUUAAUCCAUUAUCUGCCAUGAAUAAGCCUCUCAUCGAGAGAAAAUGGUACACAAGAUGACCACGUACCUGAACCAGGGAAGGAAAGGUCUCAAGGGCCUCUGUAAGGCUUUCGGGCAAAUAUGCCCCUCUUUCGCAAGAUGACGGCGAGUAAGAUGAGUCCUACUUGGUCGGCAGGUCUACCUAGUGGUGAUGGUCAAGCGAUUGAUGAUAACUCCUCGGAGGUAUCUAUAUGCGUGAAGGAGAAAGGGGUUCUUUCUAUCCGAGCCCUAAGGCUAGAUGACGCUGAGACUAGUGGGGUCACAGAAAAUAUAUAAUAGCGCCUCGACCUUACCGAAAGACCACGAAUAUAUCAAGCCUACCAAUGCGAGAUGGGGUCCUGUACAUACUGAAGCAAGUCCAAUGUCUAUCAUUUCUCGCCUGUUUGUUGCUGUCCACCUACACAUACCCCUCGUACUAGCUUUAACUUAAAAAGACCG